Messenger RNA from Bombyx mandarina (wild silkworm), 1657 nucleotides. RefSeq lists its product as uncharacterized. The record is from RefSeq and is a predicted model, not a curated record. NCBI's taxonomy places the organism in Eukaryota, Metazoa, Arthropoda, Insecta, Lepidoptera, Bombycidae.
UUUGUGUAUGUAGUGCUUUGUUGUAAAUAGUAUGUUUUCAUUUAGUUGUGUUUUGUGUAUGUUAUAGACGAGUAGUGUAGUAACUUGAGUGUGUUUUGAUUAAUAAUGUUGGGCUUAAAAAUGUUACCAACAAAAAUGGUUAUUCUAUGAAAUUUUUGUGUUAUGUGGAGUUAGUGCUAUUUAGUAUCUAUAGAACAUGUGAAGGAACAUCUGUAGUGAAGGAUCAUCACAAUUAAUGAACCUACACAAGCGCCUAGCGUGUUCAAUUAUUCAAAGAACCGGUUUCUAUAUGCGACUUAUUUAAUUUGCAAAUCUUGAACCGAUGCAGACAAGUAUUAUGUGCAAUGGCAUUUUCACUAAAUAAAUUGAAAAAUAUUUUGAAUUCAAAUAAAGAAGCCCAGUUAGCUGGGAGUGGAAGUUUAGAACCAGAAAUUGGUUUCAAGUUGGCCUUACACCCAAUUACAAAGAAUUUAUAUGUGACAGUUAUUGGCGCCCGGCACCUCCCUUCCUUGUUUGGAUUGAGUCGCGCCCAUGGAUACCUUGUUAAGGUAAAAGUAUUUCCCGGCGAAAGUAAAUACGAAACGACGCUACAAGAGAAUUCAUGGCCGGUAUGGAACGAAGAUUUCAAAUUUCAAUUAAAGCAAAAAGAAGCGAAGAAGUCGUCGGACAAAAUUGACCUUCAGAAUUUAGUAUCCGGUCAUUUUUUAUCACUUACAAUUUAUGCUAUAUUAGAGCCGCCAAAACAAGAAGCCGACAAACGUAAAAACAGUAAGACAAUAGAUACUAAAAAUGCAAAAGUAGGAGAUCAAGAGGAACCCAAAGCUAAAACAGGUUUUCUGGAGAAAACAUUCAGUAGUUUCAAAGCGACAAAAGCUGAAGCGAUAGCACAAAAAUCUAUUUUGGAAAAACGACGGACCGUAGGGGCAGCCACUUGGAAUUUUGACUCUAAAUUAUUUCAAAAUGAUUUGAAGAACGGUUUGAUUGGAACUCCAGACAUAUGGAGGCCCAUAAAUGCGAUUGCAAGUGGAAUUACCGCAAGUGAAAAACGGGGUGAAAACACUAAAGGCCAACUGGAGGUGACCCUUUUGUACACGGCGAGCGAAGACGGUCUGAACGAUGUGGUUCAGUUGACAGUAAACAGAUUACGUUGCAGCGUCCACACAAUGCAGGAACACGAGAAAUAUAAAGCACCUCUAUACCUGAAAGCGACUAUAUUGGAGGCGAACAAAGCCGAGUGCUUCUGGAAGAGCGACAGAUUCGUCCCAACGAUAUCCGCCAGAUGGGACCCUAAAUCCGCGACAGUGAGGCUAUCGGUUUUCAAAGCGAGCCUCGAUCAAGUCAGCAUUUAUAUAAGCUUAGGAUGCAAAACUAAAAUGGCGAAGAAGGAAAUACUCGGAAAGGCGACAAUACACGCUCAGUCUGCAUAUUCUGAAACGUGGACGCAAUGUUUGAAGGAACCGGGCAUACCGAAAACGUUCUGGGUUCAAUUUCAAUAACGCGACACAAUUCAGUACCUUAUUUGAUAGUUACAUUGUCGGUUUCUUUGUUAUUUGUUGAUAUUAAUAUUUUUAUAAUUGUGACGUAAAUUUAAUUUUGAAUGAAAAAAUGACAAAUUAAUUUAACUUCGCACGUUUUACUAAUAAAAUAAUAUAUUGGA